Ochlerotatus camptorhynchus is the source of this 7187-nucleotide messenger RNA. RefSeq names its product SIN3 transcription regulator family member A (gene Sin3A). The coding region runs from base 585 to 5804 and encodes 1739 amino acids. Gene Ontology annotation, cellular component: chromatin; Sin3-type complex. The record is from RefSeq and is a predicted model, not a curated record. The transcript has 11 exons. Gene Ontology annotation, molecular function: transcription corepressor activity. Gene Ontology annotation, biological process: negative regulation of transcription by RNA polymerase II. Lineage: Eukaryota; Metazoa; Arthropoda; Insecta; Diptera; Culicidae.
AGUCUUCGGUCCAUUCAUGGUGUAGUUUCGAGGUAGCAGUAGACCAAGUGCGAUGUGUACGUUUUUCGUCCGUGGUGUCUGAAGGUGUGAGGCCAGGAAAAAAUCUUCAAUUUUUUCUUAACCCAGAGAUACGCAACAAAGCCGAUAGGAAAAGUGGGUAAUUCGCGACUAUUUCGACCGAAAUCAACCACGAAAAGUGUCCAAAAGUACAUUCUGAGAAGACAUUUCCGCUUGACCUGUGUCAUAUGACUCAAGUGAACACCGUUUGGCCCCGUUUAGAUUGAGUAAGUGAAUGUAUAGAAGUGAAUUCCACCGAAAUUUGUGCGUGUGAUGUGACUGCAAAUUCACGGUAGCAUCGAUUUUUUAAAACGCUAUAUCGAGUCAUAUUCUCCUCGAAAUUGAACGCAGAAAAACGCGAUUUCACCGAAUUCGAUGGUGGUGUCAUCUAAUCAGAACCAAAUCAAUCGGUUAAGCAACCGUGAGUAAGUGAGUGCAAAGAAGAAGGAAAAAUUCUUAUUUCAAACAAGAACCAGUGCAAUCGAGCGUUAGUGAAUGAAGUGAAUUUUUGCCAGAAUGCAGCCACGAUGAAGCGUGGUCGUACGGAAGAGAUUCAGUUCGGGCAGCCCCCUCGGGCGGGCGGGACUGCCCCACAUCAGCGUCUGAUUACGACAAGCCAACCGCAUAAUCCCGGGCCUACGAUACAGUAUCAGAUAUCAUCGCCGAAUGUUAUAAAAACGACCACACCCGCCGAGGUUGUGGCCAAUCUUAGCCAGUCUCAGCAACAACAACAACAACAACAACAGCAAGUUCAGCAACAGCAGCAAACAGUGACCCAACAAACCCAGCAACAGCAGUCGCAGGUUCCUCAACAGGGACCACCACCGUCCCAACAGCAAACCAGCGUUCAGUACACGACGACAUCUUACACCACGGCAAUCGGUGGUACCAAUCUGGUGAAAACAACCCCCCAUGGGCAGUCCACGGCCCCGCAGCCGGCCCAGCAGAUCCAUGUCGUGAACACGACCAGUCAGGUUCGUGGUCACAAAGGCACGACGAAUGCUACCGCCGGUACAAAUCAAGUGAUAACCACCAUGUCAGCUAAUGUCAUUUCGAGCGCACAGCCGCAACCGCCACCACCGCCUCCACCACAGGGCCAGGCUCAGUUCCAGCGGUUAAAAGUCGAGGAUGCACUCAGUUAUCUCGAUCAGGUUAAGUUUCGCUUUGGCAAUCAACCUCAGGUUUACAACGAUUUCCUGGACAUCAUGAAAGAGUUCAAAUCCCAGAGCAUCGAUACGCCCGGUGUCAUACAGCGGGUGUCAAAUCUAUUCAAGGGUCAUCCCGAGUUGAUUGUGGGAUUCAAUACCUUCCUACCGCCUGGAUACAAGAUAGAGGUACAGGCGAACGAUCAAGGUUACGCCUUUCAAGUGUCUGUCUCAGUGCCAUCGACGUCAGCCGGAACAGCAGUAGCCCCGCAGCCUUCUCCCCAUAAGUACAAUACCAUUUUCCAAGGUGGCGGCCAAAUCGUACAAACUGGAAAUACAGCUGUCAAUUUAAUGACCUACGGUCACACGACCGGUUCGGUGCACACUACUCUCCAACCGGCGAGUACCACCCUACCAACGACGCAAAACUCCAAUGUUAGUAGUAUUGCAGCGAUUCCUCAAUCUCCGCAAAACUUUUCGAGGGAUCGAGAACGUACGAUCUCCGGAGGAAGUGGUGGACCUACCUUGCCACCGGGCAGUACUCCAGUGGGAACUGUUACUGCCACCGAUCCUACUACCACAAUCAGCAGUCAGCAACAAAAUCUCCAUCGAAUGAUCUCUCAAACAGUGAUUCCUCAUCCACCUCAGCAGCAACCAGCUCCACCGGAACCGACAGCAGCUGGAAACGCGCAACCGAGUCAACCGGUCGAAUUCAAUCAUGCCAUCACCUAUGUCAAUAAAAUCAAAAACCGUUUCCACUCACAACCUGAAAAGUAUAAGCGAUUCUUGGAGAUUCUGCACACCUAUCAGAAGGAGCAGAAAAUUCAUAAGGAAGGUACCCAAGGCGGUUGCAAUUCCGGUGCGAAACAGCUGACGGAAGCCGAAGUGUACACCCAGGUGGCAAAAUUGUUCGAUAAUCAGGAGGAUCUACUGAGAGAAUUCGGUCAGUUUUUACCGGAUGCGACUAGCCAUGCACCGAUGCAUGUCAAUAAGAAUCACGGUCUGCACGAACAGGUGCAACCUCCUCCACCGCAACAAACGCACGGCAAGAAGAUGUCCGGCAGUGUGAUGAACGCAAGUGCAAAGCCAUUCAACAGCUCGCAUCAAGCUGGCAUCGGACGUCUGCAGGACAGAGAUUUUGGUCCGAGUGAGAAGGAUUUCCCGAGCGGUGCGAUGCCAGGUGGACGGGGUGGUAGUAUGGGCAUCGAGAAGGAACCAAGAAAUCACGUAAGCAAUCAGAAGUAUGCGCACAGUACCCCCGGCAUCCAGGGCAGUGGUCACGGAGGUGGUGGUAAUGCAAUCAAACGGUCACCGUCCUACUCGCAAGUUCCCUCGCAUAUGGGACACAAUCUUUCAUCACGGGAUCGUGAGGGACCACCGAUCAAGCGUCACAAACCGAUCUGUAGGGACAUAACGCUGGCCGAGGCUUCCAAAUUUGGUACGUUGAAUGAUUAUGCUUUCUUUGAUAAGGUUCGGAAAGCAUUGCGAAGUCCCGAUGUUUAUGAAAAUUUCCUACGCUGUCUAACCUUGUUCAAUCAAGAAAUUGUGUCGAAAUCAGAAUUACAAACCUUGGUGACACCGUUUCUCAGCAGGUUUCCUGAUCUGCUGAAGUGGUUCCAGGAUUUCCUUGGUCCCUCGACGGUGCCCGAGUGUGUCCCGUUGGCAACGGCCCAGCGGCAAGAUCGAUCUCAAAGCGAACUGGCCACCGACAUUGACUUGUCCACGUGCAAACGACUCGGCGCCAGCUACUGUGCUCUUCCGAAAUCUCAUGAAAAUGUCAAAUGCUCCGGCAGGACAGCGCUCUGCCGUGAUGUGCUAAACGAUACCUGGGUCUCAUUCCCGACGUGGGCGGAGGAUUCCACCUUCGUCACGUCGCGAAAAACGCAAUACGAAGAGUUCAUCUAUCGCUGCGAGGAUGAACGGUUCGAGCUGGAUGUUGUGAUAGAAACCAACAGUGCAACGAUACGAGUGCUGGAGGGUGUCCAGAAGAAGCUGAGCCGUAUGUCCCCGGAUGAGGUCAGUAGAUUUCGGCUGGACGAGUGUCUCGGGGGAACCUCACCGACGAUACACCAACGGGCGUUGAAGCGCAUCUACGGUGACAAAGCGGCUGAUAUUAUCCAGGGAUUGAAGAAGAAUCCGGUGGUGGCCGUCCCUGUGGUGCUGCGGAGGUUGAAAGCCAAGGAGGAGGAAUGGCGCGAAGCGCAAAAGGGUUUCAACAAGCAGUGGCGUGAGCAGAACGAAAAGUACUAUCUUAAGUCCUUGGACCACCAGGGUAUUAACUUUAAGCAGAACGACAUCAAGGCGCUACGAUCGAAAAGUUUGUUCAAUGAAAUUGAAACACUUUUUGAUGAGGUGAGUUACAUGAAGCGUCACGAGCAAAAUGAAGACGGCAGCUCCAACCCACUAACCAGUGGACCGCAUUUGAUUCUGCCCUACAAGGACAAAACGAUACUGGACGAUGCGGCCAAUCUACUGAUCCAUCACGUGAAACGGCAAACCGGCAUCCAGAAGCAGGAGAAGGCCCGAAUCAAACACAUCCUGCGGCAGUUUGUGCCGGAUCUGUUCUUUGCCCCUCGUCAGCAGCUAAGCGACGAUGAGCGGGAGGAAGAUGAUAGAGAUAUGGAUGUCGAUCAGGAGCACGAUGAAGAGAACAAAUCUUCAUCGAAGAAUGGUAAUAGUAAAAACAAUGGUAGCAGCAAUUCGACGAGUACAACAACAGGUGGAAACGGCAGCAGUAGUACCACCGACAAGGAUGCCAUUGCAUCGGCCAUAAAGGAGGAAACGCCAGACAGUACGACGAGUGGUUCCAAACCGACUGCGUUAACCACAGCAACCGGCAACAGUACAUCAGAAGGAGGAACGAUUCUAGCCAGUACGGCAGCAAUCACCACCGCCCUUAGUCAGUCGGCAACCGGUGUCGAUAGCAGUAGUACCACGACGGGCGCAAGUCGAUCGUCCACGGAAGAUAGUGGCAAAGAGAAUCAGCCGGACAGUGCUAUCAAGGUGGAGAUUAAGCUGGAAAGUGAUGCUGAUCAGCUAGCUGCGAGCUCGACAGCACAGACGACGAACGCUGCUCAGUCGCAGCAGCAACAAGCAACGAACCCACCCCUACCAGCUCAUGCCAUCAGCAAACACUAUGAAGAAGCUUAUACGCUGUUCUUCACCAACAACAACUGGUAUCUGUUCCUGCGGUUACAUGCAAUCCUGUGCGAACGACUGCGAAGCAUCUACGAGCGGGCGCAGAUCAUUGCCACCGAAGAGCGAAUGUACCAAGGUACGCGAACCAAUAGCACGGCCACGGCGUUGCGACUGAAGCCCAAGAGCGAAAUCAAGGUCGAGGAAUUCUAUUCGACCUUCCUCGACAUGCUAAAGAAUGUGCUAGAUGGUAACAUGGAGGCAGGCAACUACGAGGACUCGCUUCGGGAGAUGUUUGGCAUCCAUGCCUACAUUGCAUUUACGCUCGAUAGGGUUGUUCAAAACGCUGUACGACAGCUGCAGCAUUGCGUAACGGAACGAGGUGCUCUGGAAUGUGUAGAACUGUUCCAACUCGAGCAGCGCAAAGGUGGUGCCGGCGGACUCUGUCGCACUGCGAAUCGUCGCGUUGCCCACGAACUGGCAUACCAGCGGAAGGCGGAAGCAGCUCUCCAGGACGAAAACUGCUUCAAGGUUUACAUAUACAAAAUCGAUUGUAAAGUAACAAUUGAACUGCUGGACACCGAAUCCGAGGAUACGGCGCAGAAUUUCAACAAUGCCCAGAACUACAGCAACUACGUUGACCGGUUGUCAAAUCCGGCUGCCACCGGAACUGGCAGUGAAAGCGGUGUCAGUAUAACUGGAGCCGGAGCGACCAACGUGGAGAUCAAAACCGAGAAACCGGACGACGAAUUGAAUUUCAUCAGCGGUAACCGGAAAGCACGGUUUCUGCAUCGUAAUGUGCGUCGAUGUAAGGCGGCGAAUCCAGCGCUGGUCGCAGAUCUCCAAAAAGAAGUUACUCCCAUUGAUAACCAGGACUGCAAAUCGCCACUCUCCUCCGGUGCAGGAACAACGACUACGACUGCUGGUGGUGGACAGAAGAACAACAAUGCGUCUUCGGCCGCCGAAGGAGGAGGAGGACCAGGCACCAACAAUAAUAACAAUAACAACAACAACAAUAGUACGCUGAAAAAAGGCGACACAGAAGUUGCCGUUUGGAACCACAAAGGGAAAACGGCACAAGCACCCGAACGAUUGCCUAGCAGCAACGGCGAUCAGAGCUACUACGUGGAUGAUCGCGAGCAGUUUCGGCUGAACGUGAACAACUACAAGAUCUGCUACGUACUGAACAAGCAUCUCAUUUUCUACAAGCGCAAGUCGCUACCGAGGGCGCGAGAGACUCAUCCGGCCGUCACGAAAACCAUGCACCAACGGUUCGAUGCCUUCGUGCAGCGCUGGCUCGAUCAGAAUGUGAGUGACGCCCAGCGGGUGCAGUGCAACGAGUGGCUCCUCGGCACCCGGCUGGAUCUGGUGAAGAACGUGACCGUAGUUAGGCAGAACAAUGACCUCAGUCGGACGCCGUACAUGCUCUACAAUCGGUACAAAGUGGAAAAGGCCGACCAUCUGUGAGUUGUGCAAAGUGGAAGUUGCAGCAAGUUUUAACGCCCGAGGCAGGAUCCAACGUAAUGCGAACGACAACUGCUGCAGCCCAGAAAGUAUUAGACCGAGAGAAAUACUUGAUUUGAUUCGAAAGCUAAACAAAAGCCACUUAGGCCACCAUUCACUUGUUUGUAAUUACUAGACGGUAAGCUUCCUUCCUUAUGUUUUUCUUUCUCGUUUCUGAAGGAAAACCUCGUUUUAUUGUAAUUCAUUUUUAUUACAUUGAUUACUUAGGUAAGCAGAGUUUUUAACGCAAGAAUAAAAAAAUGAAAAACUACAAAAACUAAGCUGUAAGAGGAUCAUGUACAAUUGAAAGUAGUUCACUGCUAUACAAACCGCGAUUAAGAGUUAAUUAGCUAAAGUACGGUAAGCUAAUUAGUCGUUAAGGAGAGAAACAGCAGCAGGUUGUUGAGUUCGUUUAUUUAAAGCAAACAUUAAAAUGGUAACAAUUGAAACAUUUACAAUUACACACAUCCACACGUAGGGCUGUCCGGGAAAAUCAGAUUCACACAAUAAAUAAAAACAAACAAAUGCGUACAGAUUGUAGUUAUUAGAUGUUAAGAGAACCAUCCAAUUAACGUUUAACAUGGACAUUUUAACGCUAGGUUGUAGAACGCAUCAGCGCUACUACAGCGGGGAUAAGUGCAAAUCUUCCUCUUGUGGUGGAAGAUUUCGGCCAAAAACCAGGAAAGUAGUGUUAUAGUACGAUUCGUGUGUGAUUUUUUUUUUUUAGCAAAAACAAGCGAAGGUAAAUCUCAACUCUUUGCAGACUUUAUUCAAACUUGGUUGCUCCGAUUAAUAAUGAUACAUAGGUACUUGAGUGCUUGGUGUGGUAUUCGUUGACGAAUUUUGAAACUAUAUGACAGCUGAAAGGUUGAGGUUUUUUUUAGUAUAAACAAAAUAUAAUGGCAUAAAUUCUACAAGCUCCAUUGUGAUUGCAACUUCUUUGUGCUGCUGUGUACCUAUUGUGCCAUAGAGCAAGAAUCCGAAUUAUAACAUAUCGGUUGCCUCGAAAACCGAUGCUUUUACUGUGUGUGGUGAUUAAAGCCGUUCAAAACGAAAGGUGUCGUUCCACCAAUCAAAGCAAUUAUUAAUUUGGAUCAUCCUUGGAAAAUGUCAGUAUUUUUCAAAUUGUCAAAUCGAAAAUUCCUUACUUCGUCAAGGAAUACCGCAACUACCAAUUACAAGUGAAACCUUGCAUACAACAACAUACAAAUCGGUCGGACAGUAGAAUAAGUAAAUAAGUUAGUUAAAAGCUAUUUUCCACUGUGAAUAUAACAAGUAAGCAUUACAAGAAAAAUGAAAAUAUUUAAAAAAGGCAAACGCGUCAAUAAAUGUAAAGUUAUUUGAAAA